This is a messenger RNA of Pistacia vera, 1805 nucleotides long. Its product is annotated as organic cation/carnitine transporter 7-like. The transcript is spliced from 6 exons. Lineage: Eukaryota; Viridiplantae; Streptophyta; Magnoliopsida; Sapindales; Anacardiaceae. Gene Ontology annotation, biological process: transmembrane transport. The coding region runs from base 136 to 1614 and encodes 492 amino acids. Gene Ontology annotation, molecular function: transmembrane transporter activity. Gene Ontology annotation, cellular component: membrane. The record is from RefSeq and is a predicted model, not a curated record.
UAGUCUUACUUAUUUCUCCAUUCAUAUCCAUUGCUUUUUCCUUGGUGGGUUUAGAUAUCAACUAUAUUCCUUCUUUUGCCUUUUGGUGCGGUAUUUUGUGCUCAUGCAAAGAGAAUUUUUGAAUUGAUUGCAUAGAUGGAUGAGCAGAGGGAUGUUUACACAGUGGAUGAGGCACUUGCCCAUGUGGGGUUUGGAAAAUUCCAAUAUCUUGUGCUGACUUAUGCUGGACUGGGUUGGGUUGCAGAAGCUAUGGAGAUUAUGAUUCUCUCCUUUGUAGGACCAGCAGUGAAGUCUGAGUGGGGGCUUUCUUCAACUCAAGAGAGCCUCAUAUCUACUGUUGUUUUUGCUGGAUUGGUGGUUGGAGCUUACUCAUGGGGUAUUAUAUCAGAUAACUUUGGAAGAAGGAAGGGUUUUCUGGGAGUAGCAAUUGUAACUGCUGGAGCUGGGCUGUUAAGUUCUUUUUCUCCAAAUUAUAUAUCGUUGGUAACUCUUCGUUGUUUGGUUGGUGUUGGCCUUGGCAGUGGGCAUGUAUUCUUAUCCUGGUUUCUAGAGUUUGUUCCAGUUUCGAAUAGAGGCAAAUGGAUGGUUGUCUUUUCAGCUUUCUGGACUCUUGGAUCAAUUUCUGAGGCAGCACUUGCAUGGAUUGUCAUGCCAAGAUUGAACUGGAGGUGGUUACUUGCACUGUCCUCUGUUCCAUCGUUUGUCGUGCUUGUCUUUCUUGGUGUUUCACCGGAAUCUCCAAGGUAUCUAUGUACAAAAGGUAGAACAACCGAUGCACUUCAUGUUCUGGACAACAUGGCGCAACUUAAUGGAACAAAGCUCCCAAAUGGCAUGCUUGUUUCUAAUAAAACUGCCUGGGAUGAAGAAUUUGCUACGCCAGAACAUGUUCAUCUUCUUACAUCCAAUAUCAACAAAACUGCGGAGGCAAAAUCUGGCUUCUCAUCAUUUCUCUUGCUUUUCUCAUCAAGAUUAAUUAGAACAACCUUUCUCCUGUCCAUUUUACUCUUUGGAAAUUCAUUCGCAUAUUAUGCCAUUGUAUUGUUUGUCUCCGAGCUAAGCAGUGCAGAGAAAACUUGUAGCUCCACUUUCUUACUUUCAGAUAAUGUCCAGAAUUCAAGCCUCUACAUAGAUUCAUUCAUCACUAGCCUGGCAGAGGUUCCUGGACUUCUUUUAUCAGCAAUACUAGUCGACAGAGCUGGUCGCAAGCUUUCGAUUUCAAUUAUAUUCACCCUAGCUUUCAUUUUUCUUUUGCCACUGGUUAUCAGUCAGUCCAAUAUUUUAAGAACAAGCUUAUUGUUUGGAGCUCGCAUGUGUGCCAUGGGAACCUUCACAAUGUCUUUAAUAUAUGCCUCAGAGUUAUAUCCAACUUCAAUGAGGUCAACUGGUACUGGAUCUGCAAAUGCUAUGGGAAGAAUUGGCGGCAUGGUUUGCCCUUUUGUGGCGAUUGCGGUGGUCGAGGGUUGCCAUACAAGGGCUGCCAUCAUAGUCUUAGAGGGUGUGAUUGUGGUAUCAGUAAUAAGUGUUCUACUCAUCCCAUUUGAAACAAGGGGACAGGAAUUGAGUGACAUUGUAGAGGCUGUACCAAAUUCUAAACAAGUUACUGUUGGUGAGUAAUAAGUUUGUAUGUAUAUUAUAUAUCUCACCAUUAUUAGGGAAGUGUAAUUAAAUGGUUCACCAAUAUUAUUUUCUAUUUAUUGUCAAGGUAAAUUAAUAAACUUUCUUCUUCAUUGCAAUUGAUGAGGCUUCAAAAUUAGGUGUGAGUCUUGGCAAUGGGAAGAUGAGAUCUUAGCUUAGUGUUGUUUAAU